Macrosiphum euphorbiae (potato aphid) is the source of this 1302-nucleotide messenger RNA. The record is from the annotation of a GenBank genome assembly. Lineage: Eukaryota; Metazoa; Arthropoda; Insecta; Hemiptera; Aphididae.
AUGGAUAAAAGGCUAUUAAAUGUUAGCCUGUUAGGUUUGGCCUUCAUGUUUGUUUUCACCGCAUUUCAAACAAUGGGAAAUAUUGAAAAAACUAUACUAAAAAGCAUUCAAAAUGACUAUCCCUCAUUUACUGGUGAUGGAUAUACUAGUUUGUCCAUCAUCUAUAUUGUGUUUGCUUUAUGUAAUUGGAUAUCUCCAUCAAUUGUCAGUUUUGCUGGUUCCAGAUUAGCUAUGUUUAUAGGAGCAUGCUGUUACACUAUGUUCUUAGUAUCAUUUCUCUGGCCGACCACCUUUUUACUUUAUUUCAUGUCGGCGGUAAUCGGUUUUGGUGCUUCAGUUAUUUGGACAGGGCAAGGAGCAUAUUUAACAUUAAAUUCUGAUUCUUCUACAAUGUCCAGAAACUCAGGAGUAUUUUGGGCUUUGUUGCAAAUGAGUAUGUUUUUAGGAAAUACAUUUGUGUUUUUUGCACUUCACGAUAAAAAUCAUUUGGAUGAAUCAACAAGAACGUUAGUCUUUACUGUCCUCAUAGCUGUAUGUUUUUUGGGUACUUUAUUAUUUUUACUUUUACGAUCGCCUUUAAGUUCAGAAGGAACUGAAAAUGAACGAGGAGAAACUUUAUCGCCUAUUCAAGAAAUAAAAAAUUCUCUGUCUCUUUUCCUAACAGAAGACAUGUGUUUAUUAAACAUGUCAUUUUUUUUUACUGGUUUACAUUUGUCAUUUUAUAGUGGUGUCUAUAGUUCAAGUAUUGGAUUCACUACAAGUAUGGGAACCAACAGUAAACAGCUUGUGGGUUUAUCAGGAAUCUUGAUUGGCGUUGGCGAAAUUUUAGGAGGUUUUCUGUUCAGUAUUCUGGGUAAAAAAACUUCCGACAACAACAUUGAAUCCAAAGGAUUCAGUCAUUCAGCAGUGGUUGCUCUUGGUUUUAUUAUAAAUAUUAUUGCAUACGGUUUGAUAUUUAUAAAUUUACCAGACGAAUCACCAUUUGGUGAUACAACAGCGAAAUCUUUUAUCGAACCUAAUCAGUACCUAGCAAUUUUCUGCAGUUUUCUCUUGGGUUUUGGCGACAGUUGUUUUAAUACUCAAAUUUACAAUGUAAUUGGACAAAGAUAUUCCGAAAAUAGUGCUCCAGCUAUGGCCUUGUUUAAAUUUAUGCAGUCGAUAGCUGCUGCCAUUAGUUUCUUCUACAGUAAUCAUUUUGGAAUGUAUGUUCAACUAACCUUGUUGGUGAUCACAUUAAUUAUGGGUACUCUGUCGUUUUUCAAAGUGGAUAAAUCUAUUGAUAACCGAUAUAAAGAAUUUUAG